Phytophthora sojae is the source of this 2277-nucleotide messenger RNA. RefSeq lists its product as hypothetical. Lineage: Eukaryota; Oomycota; Peronosporomycetes; Peronosporales; Peronosporaceae. Gene Ontology annotation, biological process: peptidyl-arginine methylation. Gene Ontology annotation, molecular function: protein-arginine omega-N monomethyltransferase activity. The transcript has a single exon. Bases 1 to 2277 code for a protein of 758 amino acids. The record is from RefSeq and is a predicted model, not a curated record.
AUGUACGCUGGCGUGGACAAGUACGGCGGCGCAUUGGUGGGCGAGGGCCAGCCCGACGGCAGCUCCUCGUCGUCAUCUACGCCCGCCUCCGGGCUGUCGCUGGAGGAGGCAAUUGAGACCGCCGCCGCCGAGGAGACCGUGGUGGUGGAUGUGCCCUACUCGUACCUGGAGGACGAGGACGACCCCAAGUCCGUCGUCUCCGGGGUCUCCAAGGUGCUGCUGUCCGCCCAGUUGAACCCCGAGGCCGGCGGCCUCAUGUGGGUGGAGCAGAGCAGCCCCCAAGAGGCCUACAAGAACGUGGUGGCCAUGUCCCAGAUGACCUCCAUGCUGCGCGACCACGACCGCAACAACUGCUACGAGCGCGGCAUCAAGCGCGCCAUCGCCAAGUUCAAGCAGCAGCGCGGCCGCGCGCCCAUCGUGCUGGACAUCGGCACGGGCACCGGGCUGUUGUCCAUGUUCGCGGCCACCCACGGGGCCGAGCACGUGUACGCGUGCGAGAUGUUCGUGCCCAUGGCGGAGAUCGCCCAGCAGGUGACGCGGGCCAACCACCCGGACAAGAUCACGGUCUUCAAGCUGCGGUCGACGGACCUCAAGGUCGCGCCCGAGAAGGCCAGCGACAAGGACCCGAACGCCACGUACCACCUGCCGAGGCGCGCCGACAUGCUCGUGUCCGAGCUCUUUGACUCGGUUCUGCUGGGCGAGGCGGUGCUGCCCACGAUCCGUCACGCCAUGCAGCACCUGCUGACGCCCGACGCGGUCAUCGUGCCCGAGCGCGCGACGGUCUUCGCGCAGGUCCUCGAGAGUGAGCCCAUUUACCACUUCAACAGCUUCGCCGUGCCGAAGAAGCAGCAGAAGGGAGGAGUUGCUGAAGCCAAGCUGGCCAGAAGUGACACGGCAUGGCAGUGUGAGGGCGGCAAGCCCGCGUUGCCGGUGCAUUUCCGUGCGCUGGAGAAGGAGUCCAAGGUGCUGACGAAGCCCACGAAGGUGCUGAGCUUCGACUUCACCAAGCCCACGACGGGCUCUGCGGAGUACCAAGAGACGAUCGUUGAUGUGGUUGAGGCUGGAAAGGUUCAAGCUGUGCUCAUGUGGUGGGAGGUGAGCUUCGACGAGGACAACAGCGUCGUUUACUCGACCAAGCCGGGCGCGCAGAACUGGCAGGACCACUGGGUGCAGGUCGUCUUCCCUCUCGUGCAGAACAUCCAUGCCGAGCCGAACGAGAAGCUCGUGCUGCGUGCUCACCACGACGACAUCCGCAUCUGGUUCGACGUUGAAGCUGCUCCAGGCAAGGACUCGCCCAAGAAGGCCAAGCGCUCGGUGGUGAGCGAGAAGCCUCCGUGCACCUGCGGAAUGCACCUCAUCUGCAACGCUGAGCGGAUCUCCAUGCUCACGGAUGCCACGCGUCGCGAGGUCUACAACGCGUCCGUGUCGUCGGCAGUUGCCGCGCUCACGAAGGACGAACCUUUUCGCCCGAUUUCAUGUCUGGACAUCAGUGACGGAUCGCUGGGCGCGCUGCUGGCAGCAACACACAAGGAGGUCUCCAGCGUCACUUCCGUCGAGUCCAAGGAGGUCUCGGCACGAAUCUUCGAUCAAGUUCUGACCUACAACAACGCUAAUGCAGAUGUAUUGAACAGCGGCGUGAAGGGCCUACUACCUGAGCACUUGCAAGGCGAGCCAUCGAGCGUGGAUCUGCUUGUGGGCGAGCCCUUCUACUACUCAAUGCAGAACCUGCCGCUCUGGCAGGCAUUUAACUUCUGGCUCCGACGCUCUGCCGUUGACAAGUUGCUGCACCCGAAGGCUCGUGUGCUGCCUGCACGCGCGCGCAUUCUAGCCCAAGCCGCACGGUUCGAGAACCUGCACCAAUGCUUCGGUGCGGUGGGCAACGUGUCGGGCUACGACCACAGCUGCUUCGACCAGUUCCAGGACGAGUACUACACGCGCAACUUCCCGUUCCCGGCCUACAUGUACCCGUACAAAUCAGUAUCGGACGUGGUGGAGCUGGCAGCGCUGGACUUCAUGCAGACGGCGCACACGGUGGCCACCAACGGAUCCAUUGAGCUCAAGGACGCAGCGGCGAACGCGGUGAUCGUCUGGGUCGAGUACACGUUGGACGCUGCCGGGCAGCAUGUCGUCGCGACUGGGCCGGCGGUGCGCUACGCGAAGCAGCUCAUCCGCUUCCUCCCGCCCGUGUCGGCCGGAGCAUCGAAGCGUGCCGUGGCGUCCCGAUUCUGCUUCGACUCGCUGGAAGGCACGAUCGACCUCAGCUUUGAUGCCAACUAG